UUUAGACAAAAGCCCACAAAAACAUUCGAGGAGGGAGUGUUUGUUUUCAUAACGUUCCACUCCGUCAUAAAAUAGGCUAGAAAUCACGCAUAGGCUAUUGCUUUGCUGAGCAACAAAGAAAAACAUGAUAUUAAUAUGGAAAUUGUUUAUUUAUCUGUCAAUGCCAUGUUUAUUUUGCUUUGCGUUCAUGCAAUUUAUGUUUCUCUCGCUUCUGAAUUUGAUUUCACGAAGCUUGACCAAGAAAGUUAUCUUAAAAAUGGGUGAAAAGGUAACUAUGACCCAGAACCCGAAGUUCAAGUAUGAAGAUUGGGGACCGACUUUUAUGUCAUGGAACUUUAUCAAGACCAUCCUAGGGCACAUGUGGACUAAUGUCGGCCAAGAAGCUUUUGUGGGCAACAAUGCUCCCGACUCACCUGUGGUUACAUUGGAAGGCAAGAGGACCAGUAUCUACAACUAUUUGAAAGACAACAGACCACUGGUGUUGAGUUUUGGAAGUUGUACCUGACCCCCGUUCAUGUACAAACUUUGCGAGUUCAAGCAACUCGUCAAGGACUUCAGCGAUGUGGCAGACUUCCUGGUGGUCUACAUUGCCGAGGCGCAUUCUACAGAUGGUUGGGUCUUUGCCAACAACGUUGACAUCACUAAACACCAAAACCUGGAGGAGCGGCUGACUGCAGCACAGUUCCUGGUCAAAGAGGACCCCCUGUGCCCCAUCGUAGUGGAUGUAAUGAAAGACACCACAGCUAGUAAAUACGGUGCUAUUCCAGAGAGGCUGUAUGUGCUGCAGGCAGGAAAGGUUGUUUAUAAGGGAAAGAUGGGCCCAAGAGGCUACAGUCCUGAGGAGGUGUGCUCCUUCCUGGAGAAAAUGAAGUAGGAAGAGGUGAAUCACAUCUGUCACUUUAAAACUCUGUUUUUCUGUUGUCUUUUGUUAUCUUAACCCAUGCCCAUAUGAUUAUGUGUAAUUCUGCUCUCUGGGAUCCCAAUUAUCCAUCUUUGAGUUUGGAGACGUUCUCUAUGUUUAUUAGUGACGGACACAGAUCAAACCUAUGGCCUCUGUAACCCGAUGAAGAGAAACAUGGAGAGACCCUUCAAUCAGAAUGGGUGUGUUGGUAAAACAAGGAAGUUAUCAUAGGAGGUAAAGGAGGAAGUUAAUUCUUGUACUUUUUUAUCCAGGUCAGAGUUAUUACAUUGUAAUGACAUAAUUGAAAUAUCACAAUAUCAUACCUUUCUAAUGGCUGAAUGUGAAACAAGCCCUUUGGCUGCUAGAUUAUCAAUAUAUAUUCGUACUGGAUCUAGUAUUUUACAUAACAUGAAGAAUUUCUCAAAUGUAGGUAGGUCUAUUUGAUGUGUAAUAGCCAUGUAGUAAUUGCACUGGCAUAUUAGGGCGGCAGGUAGCUUAGUGGUUAAGAGUGUUGUGCCAGUAACCGAAAGGUCCCUGGUUCUAAUUCCCGAGCCGACUAGGUGAAAAAUCUGUCGAUGUGCCCUUAAGCAAGGCACUUAACCAUAAUUGCUCCUAUAAGUCGCUCUGGAUAGGAGUGUCUGCUAAAUGACUAAAAAAUGUAAAAAAUAUCUGUAACCAUGCUUUUGAUAAAUUGUCUAUGAAUGUUCAUAAAUUACUUUGGCAUGCAACUGCUUUUUACAUGAUGGUUACAGUGCAAACCUCUGGUCAUUGUAAUUUGAUGAACUGAAAGCAGUAUUUAGCUAAAUAAUUUAGGAGAAUUUAGAGCAUGUUGUUGUGGUGAUGAGGAUAUACCUGUUUAUUAAAAACUCUUCAUGAACAGA
Messenger RNA from Coregonus clupeaformis (lake whitefish), 1782 nucleotides. RefSeq names its product type I iodothyronine deiodinase-like. Lineage: Eukaryota; Metazoa; Chordata; Actinopteri; Salmoniformes; Salmonidae. Gene Ontology annotation, molecular function: thyroxine 5'-deiodinase activity. The record is from RefSeq and is a predicted model, not a curated record. The transcript is spliced from 4 exons.